Messenger RNA from Lotus japonicus, 1118 nucleotides. RefSeq names its product seed lectin-like. NCBI's taxonomy places the organism in Eukaryota, Viridiplantae, Streptophyta, Magnoliopsida, Fabales, Fabaceae. The coding region runs from base 93 to 881 and encodes 262 amino acids. Gene Ontology annotation, molecular function: carbohydrate binding. The transcript has a single exon. The record is from RefSeq and is a predicted model, not a curated record.
UUUCUUUCAUCGUACAUCACAAACAUCACAUUCGAUUCCUCCUGAUUCCAUUCCAGUGCUUGGAGUUGAAUAUUAUUAAUAGAAUUAAGGCCAUGGCUUAUUCCCUAUCUUUCUCUAUUCCCAAAUUCGUGCCAAACCAACCAGACUUGAUCCUCCAAGCUGACGCCCUUGUUACCGCAUCAGGGACGUUGCAACUCACCAAGAUAAAAGAUGGUGGUCCAGUGUAUGAAUCUGUGGGUCGAGCCCUCUAUUCCGCCCCUGUCCGCAUCUGGGACCGUAAAACAGGCAACGUGGCCAGUUUCGUCACUUCCUUCUCCUUCAUCAUCAAUGCAACUGACCCGUCCAAAACCUCUGAUGGCCUUGCCUUCGACACCAAGCCCCAAGCCUCUGGUGGAUUGCUUGGACUCUUCCCCGACGAAGAAACACGUUAUUCAAACAAAGUUGUCGCGGUGGAGUUCGACACUUACUACAACAAGGAUUGGGAUCCAGUGAACACACACAUUGGAAUUAAUGUCAAUGGAAUCAAAUCCGAGAAAACUACACCGUGGAAUUUGGCCAAUGGUGAAGUAGCUAAUGUUGUCAUAAGCUAUAAAGCUUUCACCAAAACCUUGACUGCCACUUUGGUCUACCCUAAUUCCAAUGAUGAUCAAAACAGUCACAUCGUCUCUCAUACUUUCGACUUGACUAGUGCUCUUCCUGAGUUUGUCAGAGUUGGUUUCUCGGCUGCUAGUGGACUGUCUGCAGACUACAAUGAAUCACAUGAUAUUCUUUCAUGGUUUUUCGAAUCCAACUUGCAUGUUGGUGCAGGUAGUACUAAUGGUGGUGAUGGUGAUGCUGCUCACAACAACGUUGCGCAUGUCUCCAGCUAUGGACUUAAUUGAUGGUGAUUCCAUCUAGCUAAGUCCAAAACAGAUAUGCAAGUGUGGACGACCAGAAAAUAAUACUACUUCUACAUCAAUAAGACCUGCAACAAUGGUUCUUUCUUGGUUGUCAUUUCAUUUUAUUGUAACAUAUGCAUAAUAAAAACGCUCCUCAUCAAAUCUUUUGUAAGGGGUCGUUGUUGUUGUUGCUAUUGCUUUUGCUUUAAUAAUAUGAGAUUUGCUUGUGUUGCUUUCAAA